CUACACACCGCAAAAUCAUAAACAACAUGACGUAUUCGCCUAGAUGACCCGCCCGCCUGGCGUCACUUCCGCAAAUUGAAGACUUUUAAGUCUUACCGAAUCCUCGGAAUGGUGAACAACCGGAUCACGGAGGAAGGGCAAGGAGAAGCCUACCGGCUAAUCGAGGAUGAUCUCCCUGCUCUGCCACACUCUCCCUCCAAAAAGACCUCUCCUGCCAAGCGAAAACAGUAUUACAUCAACCGCGCCAUCCGUAACUCUGAGUUGACACCUCGAGCCAAGGGACGCAAGAGUCUGCAACGUCUUGAGAAUAAUCGUUACCUGAUGACUCUGCUGGAGAGGGAGGAGUAUACCAGUGAGGAAGGGGAAAACUGCUCUUGUGCAUCACCCAGCAUAUUCUCUGAGGCAUGUAACAAUGAGACAUAUGUGGAGAUAUGGAAUGACUUCAUGAAUCGCUCUGGAGAGGAACAAGAGAAAGUCAUUCUUUAUCUGGAGCAAAAGGUGAGAAGACCCAGAGAAAGGAAUGGAAAAAGGAAAGACAAUAUUAUAGAAUACCCUGCAUACACUCCUGAAGAAUGUUACCGGAGAAUCAGCCGCAGUCUACGUGGUACUCUACGAAAACGCCAGAUUCCCAUGGGGACCUUGGAGUGCCUAGAAGAGGAAAUGCUCUCCUUCUUUUCCGUCAGCCCAGAAUCUGUUUACAUUUCCUUGAUGGAAAACAGCUACCAGCGUCUCCUGCUGCAUGCUGUUUGCCAGUACAUGGAUUUGGCCUCUGCCAGUUCUGACUUCAAAGGCAAACGUCAGAUGCGUGUGGUAAACAGACACCGGGAGUUUAGUCCCCCAGAACUGCUACUCUCUUCCUACCUCCAGAUGAAAUGUUGACCAUGUCUUUGACAUCCAAUGCUGGCUGUUUACCCAAUGGCAUGUUGUUGUUACACUGCUAGGGGCUCUGUCCAUAAAUACUUUGCACAUUGUUAUUGCUGAACAUGGCAGCACUGUACCCAAAGGCAGUCAAAAAAAAAUCAAUUGUAAAGCAGCCUCUAGCUAGCCUUAUGUGCAUUGUGCAAUGAAAGAGGCAUGUUGGUCAUUAUGUGCCAAAUUUUGUAUACUUGCAGAAAACUGAAAUACUUUUCUACAAGUAGGUCCUAUAACUUGGUGCAAAUCAGUGUGCAAAGUCAUGAGAGGACAGAGAACAAGACCAUGUGUAAUGUAUGAUUGUAAAUAUGUAAAUGUAAUUAACUUUAGAUCGACAAGAUCAGUCAAAUUGAAAGGGCUAGAUCUUUCCACAGUGAUAUUACUAAAGGAAAUCCGUGAGCUAUGCUAUUCCUUCUCCUGGUCUUGGUUUACUGGGCAAUGCAUUUUACAAGGGACUCUUUUCACUUUAUUUUUUCUUACACAUGUUUUGCUGCAAAAGGCUAGUUGCACAUGCUCAUGGCAUACUGCAAAUAUGUGUGCAGCAGUGACAGGUAUUAACAUUAUUUAUUGUUACCAUUACUAACAGCCAGUAUGAGUAAGUUUACAAGGGACAUACUAGACCAGUAUUUAAUGGCUGCUUCAGAGUCCUGCACUAACUGCAUUCACAGAAUUGGUAUUGUUCAAAAGAUGUUUUCAGAUCAGAUAUUGUUCAAAAGAUGUUUCAGAUCACCCUAGAUACACUAAAGUAAAAAUAGUUAAAAUAAUUUUAGGGCCAUGUCACACUAGGCAUUUUCUCUACACUCCAUUCUGGUCCAAAAUCAUUGUGCACUUGUUGGGGGUAUUUUAGUGUAAAAACUGCUAUUUGCACUGAAAUUCUGUGUGUGCAGAUGCACCGCCUAUCAGUACACAUUGAUGUCAAGGGAAAAAGGGAGCAAAUUGGUGUUUCCCCCCCCCUAGUGGAGAUACAUUGAUGGAUAAAUCAACUAGAGGGUUAUUUACUAAAAUCCAAAUUUUUCUGAUUAUUUGAAUAAAAAAAGUCUGAUCAAACUAGAAUCCAUGAUUUGACCUUAUUUAUUGUUAAAAAAGCUUGAUUUGAUCAGUUUGGACAAAAACCCAAUACAAUGGAGCAUUCUGAGUUUUUUCAGAUUUUUCCCGAAAACCCCAAUAUGGUCAGAUUUCCGGGCUAAUUCCAGCGCAGACUACAGAAACUUCAAAAUAGGAUAGAAACCUCUGCCAUUGACUUAUACACAACCUCGUUAGGUCUAAGAUGGAGGUUUUUUGGAUUCAGGCUUAAUAAAUCUAAUCAGUUAAAAAACAGAAAAAUUUGAGUUUUGCCACAAAUAGCCUGACCGGAGUUUAGUAAAUAACUCCCCUAGUUUGACUAGCCUGUACUAAUUAAAAAGCACUAAAUAUAAAGUAAUAUAUAUAUAUAUAUAUAUAUAUAAGAAUCAGAAAAGGGUGUCCUUUUAAGAGGGAAUGAAUAUGGCUUAUUAUACCAUCCACUGUGGAUUUUUUGAAAGUAAUACCCAAAACCAUUUUUAGCAUAUAUGUCACCACAAUAAACUAUAAAGCACUUAAAUGAAAAUGGUGUCAGGUUCUAGUUACAGAAAAUGAGUCACCAGAUUAUUUAUUCUGCAUGGGUUCGGCAACUUUUGUAUGAGCAACCAGAGAAAUAAACCCUAGCCCCCCCUCUAUCCCCCUGCACUGCUGCUCAAUUGCCUCCAUUCCAAACUUCCUCGCCACAUCAUCUGUUCAUUUUAAAAGUCUCCCUGUAUCCUGACCUACUAUGAAUCUGCAGAGUUGCACAGCAGAGUUUAAUGGAGCCAUCUUCUGUUUGUCUUCUGAUCCUCUUCUGUUAGUUGUCAAUACGUAUCUUGCGGGAACUUGCGCAGUAGAAGCUUAUUCAGGACAUAGAUUCAGCUGAGCAUGCUCCUCCAAGAUCUAACAGAAAGCAUCAAAGACAGACAGAAGAUGGCACCUAUGAAUGUCGCUGGGCAACUCUACAGAUUUAUAGCAGGUCAAGAGAUAGGGAGACUUUUAAUAAGCAUAGAUGCUGCGGGCAGGGUGCUUGGGGGGGGCAAUGGAACAGGCAGUGGAGGGGGGCUAGGGUUUAGUUCUCCUUUAAGCUGUUUCUGUACUGCAGUUCCUAUGAACUUAAUCUUAAAAAAUCUGAUAUAUUGGUCAGUGCAACAUUGCAUGUUUUCACAACCUGAUAUGUAGAGAGAGAUUUUCUUUUUGUGUAAUUAGUGUGUUUUGUCAGACAAUGGUGAGUUAAAGAGGACCCUCUGUCAGGUCACUUUUAAUUUGUCUCCAUCACUCAACUCUGUUGUAAAGUUCAGAAAAAUAUCAUGUUGCUCACAUAACUGCUAAUUAGCUCUUUAUCAGUCUUCUACAUGUAGAGCUUUGUGGUGUAAUUCUGUAUUUUCUAGUGUAAUAAAUGCAAUCUGGAGUUUGAA
Molecule: messenger RNA, 3368 nt
Organism: Xenopus laevis (African clawed frog)
Lineage: Eukaryota; Metazoa; Chordata; Amphibia; Anura; Pipidae
Gene: r3hdm4.L
Product: R3H domain containing 4 L homeolog
Exons: 8
Coding region: 109-879 (256 amino acids)
Molecular function (GO): nucleic acid binding
Source: RefSeq, a predicted model, not a curated record